AUUGGCUGCCAACAGCUCAGCAAAGAGGUCUUGUCGCCCCAGUCCAAUUACACACAAUAUCCCACAGAACCUAAUGGUACGGAGCCUAAAUUCCUGUCCAAUGAUUUAGAAUGCCAUGACGAAGAAGAGGGAAAAGUGGGUCUUGAUCUGACUCGACAACUGGAGGCAGAGGAGCACGACGUCUACCGCUUUUCCAAUACAUCGGGACUCACUCUUGCCUGCCUUCUCGGCUUCUCAUUUCGCAGCCCCAUCAAUGCUAGUCAUUCCAUAGGUUUUUCAAGCAACCAACGACGACGAAAAUCUUUUCCCGUUGGAAUUGAACUAAACUUUGAUCCGGAAAUUCAGUCGAAUGUAGUCAGUUUUGAUGACUGUGAUGCGGAGCUCCUUCUAUCAGUCGAGGCGACCCGUUGUGCAGCGUCUAGUGUCUGGGGCUUAGCAGGCCGAGUGUCUAAAUUGCUGGCUGCUCACUUAGCAAGUCAUGGACAUGCAAAGGGAGCAGGCUCAAUCAAAUUUUCAGAUAAAUUAACAGGCACGUGCAUAAAGGAGUAUACAUUUAUGCCGAACCUUAUAAUCGUUUCGGGCCUAACUUCUGAUUAUUCCUUUUCGCUCUUUGACGAUUUUUUUUCAAUAUGA
This is a messenger RNA of Protopolystoma xenopodis, 633 nucleotides long. Lineage: Eukaryota; Metazoa; Platyhelminthes; Monogenea; Polystomatidea; Polystomatidae. The record is from the annotation of a GenBank genome assembly.